Zerene cesonia (dogface butterfly) is the source of this 1733-nucleotide messenger RNA. Its product is annotated as sulfotransferase family cytosolic 1B member 1-like. The record is from RefSeq and is a predicted model, not a curated record. The transcript is spliced from 11 exons. Gene Ontology annotation, biological process: sulfation. Gene Ontology annotation, molecular function: sulfotransferase activity. Gene Ontology annotation, cellular component: cytoplasm. Lineage: Eukaryota; Metazoa; Arthropoda; Insecta; Lepidoptera; Pieridae. The coding region runs from base 1 to 1569 and encodes 522 amino acids.
AUGUCGCGAAUUCCGUUCCCGUUUGAUAUUAAAGAUGUGGAAGAAAAUCUAGCUAAGGAACUUAUGGUGCAUUAUUCAGGGGAAUUCACGGGGUUCGUGCAAGUUGGUCCCAAGAAAUAUUUCUUCCCCCAUAAAUAUAAGGAGGAAGCUGAAGACAUUUACAAUAUCCCGGUGAAGCCAGAUGACGUGUACGUUGUUACAUUUCCUAGAUCAGGCACUACAUGGACGCAGGAGCUGGUCUGGUUGGUGAAAAAUGAUCUCGAUUUUGAAUCUGCCAAAGAAACACCGUUAACAUUCAGAUUUCCAUACCUGGAUAUAUCUAUCCUAAUGCACCCGGUACUUCUUAAGCCGAUAAUAGAAGAUAGCAUAGCAAACCCAAGUAAAUUCCACUUGGCAGAAAUGGCAAAACCGGGCGUGGUGAAGGUGGCCAAUUUGAAAUCGCCAAGGUUCAUCAAGAGCCACUUGCCUCUGUCGUUGCUCCCACCAGGGCUGCUGGAUACGGCUAAGGUGGUGUACGUGGCGCGGGACCCGAGGGAUGCGGCGGUGUCCUUCUACUAUUUGAGCAAGACGUUCGGGGGCGCGCCGAAGGACUUUAAGACGUAUUGGAACUACUUCAUUAGGGGUUUGCAUCACUAUUUACCAGUUUUUGAACACGUUAAGGAAGCAUGGAAUAUGAGACAUCAUCCGAAUCUUUUGUUUUUAUUUUAUGAAGAAUUAUCUAAGGACUUGCCGGCUGUCAUCCGUCGAGUAGCCGACUUUUUAGGUAAAGAAAUGACACAAGAGCAAGUGAUGAAAUUGGCAGACCAUCUCAAUUUCAGUAACUUUAAGGAUAACGCGUCCUUCAAUAACGUAGAUUUUGGACAUCCCAGCAUCGUCUUCGAUCAGCAGGCUCCAUUCAUAAGGAAAGGUAAAGUGGGCGGUUGGAGAGACCACUUCGACGAUGAGAUGGUGGAACAAGCUGACAGAUGGCUUAAAGAGAACCUCGCCGACACUGACCUGAGAUAUCCUGCGUGGGAACUGACGGAUUUGUUUACAUAUUGCAUGUCGUCUUCAUACUUGCAAAUUUCAAUUUCUGAACCCUGUCACAAUCAAUACCUUGAUGGAGAACUGACGGGCUUCGUGCAAGUUGGUCCCAAGAAAUAUUUCUUCCCCCAUAAAUAUAAGGAGGAAGCUGAAGACAUUUACAAUAUCCCGGUGAAGCCAGAUGACGUGUACGUUGUUACAUUUCCUAGAUCAGUGUAUUUAUUACUUAAAUUUCAGGACUUGCCGGCUGUCAUCCGUCGAGUAGCCGACUUUUUAGGUAAAGAAAUGACACAAGAGCAAGUGAUGAAAUUGGCAGACCAUCUCAAUUUCAGUAACUUUAAGGAUAACACGUCCGUCAAUAACGUGCAUUUGAGAAAUCCCAGCUUCGUCGUCGAUGGAGAGGCGCCAUUCCUAAGGAAAGGUAAAGUGGGCGGUUGGAGAGACCACUUCGACGAUGAGAUGGUGGAACAAGCUGACAGAUGGUUUAAAGAGAACCUCGCCGACACUGACCUGAGAUAUCCUGCGCGGGAACUUACGGAUUUGUAGGAAAAAAUCUAUUAGUGUAGUCUACAUGCGCACACCGCAAGGACGAAACUAGAAUCUUCGAGAUAGAUCUGUAAAUCUAAGAAAGAAGUUUUUAAACGACUUCAAGAACGGAUGCUAUCCAUUCUGUUCUGCUAUCCAUUAUGACUGUUUUUCUUUUAUUAUUU